GCCUGGUGAAGGGGCGGGUUGGUCAAUGCACUGCAGAGUGUACACUCCGUUCUCGCCAGCUGCUUUAUCUGUAAAAGUAAGCGGCGCAUGUCGCAAUAAAUUGUAAACAUAGCUAGCUAAAGGUUGAGCUGUCCUUCUUAUGCGAUAGCGGACAAAGUUUUGUUUUCUGUCUGUCGGCAGAGGCAAAGUGAAGACGUCAAGGAUAUAGUGCCAGAUUGAUGGAGAAGAAUGGCCCGAAUCUCGUUGGACUGCACCAACUCUUUACCAGGGAUCCCCCUCAGUGUGCUCUCAGUGCCUAUGGAGAAUAAGUACAAAUGUCAGCAGUGUCUCCAGGUCCUGAGGAAGCCUGUCCAGGCUCAGUGCGGCCACCGCUUCUGUGUACACUGCUUCAAGCAGCUCACCAGUUGUGGGCCAAAGCCUUGUGAAGCCUGCCGCCAAGAGGAGAUAUAUGAGGAACCUAUUUCCAUCCUAAAUAGUAAUGAGGCAUUUCCAGACAAUGCAGCCGGCCGAGAAAUAGCAAGUCUGCCUGCCAGGUGUUUGAACCAGGGCUGUGAUUGGACAGGCUCAAUAAAAGAGUAUGAGGCUCAGCAUGAAGGUCGCUGUGAAUUUGAGCGGAUACAGUGUGAGGCCUGCCAAAACUCAAUCCUUCGUACAGACAAGGACAGACAUAAUGAGAGAGAAUGUGAAGCAAGAACGCUCAACUGCAAAUACUGCAAAAUGACCUUCAACUUUAAAGACAUCAAGGCCCAUGAUGAGAUCUGUCUGAAGUUCCCCUUACAAUGCAAGGACUGUGGCAAGAAAAAAAUCCCAAGAGAAAAGUUCAAUGACCACAGCAAAUCCUGCGCCAAGUCAAAGAGUGCCUGUCCAUUCAGUGAUGUGGGCUGUAAAUCUGUGAUAGAUAAUGGGAAGCUCGCUGACCAUGAGCACAGCAGCACCAUGGAGCACUUGCGUCUGCUGCUGCCCAUGGUGCUGUCCAUGACUCGGACGCGUGCCGAUGCUGCUGCUCACGGAGAGUGGCAGGAGGACUCUGGCCUGGGCCUGUACAGGGCUCCUGAGGAGGGGGUCACUAUGGGCUCUGGAGCUGCAGCCUCCAUGCAGUCUGUGGACGUGGACAAAAAGGUGAACGCUUUAGAAAACAUUGUGUGUGUCCUAAACCGAGAGGUGGAGCGCAGUUCAGUUACGUUGGAGGCUUUCUCACAUCAGCAUCGUUUAGACCAGGAAAAAAUUGAAAACCUCUCCAACAAAGUGCGUCAGCUAGAACGGACAGUCACCAUGAGAGACUUGCAGCUGUCUGAAACCGAACAGCUGCUGCGAGAACUCCAGUUCUGCACCUACGACGGGAUAUUUGUGUGGAAAAUCUCUGACUUCUCACGCCGCAGACAGGAUGCUGUGGCCGGUCGAACACCUGCAAUGUUCUCACCAGCAUUUUACUCCAGCAAAUACGGCUACAAAAUGUGUCUGAGGCUUUAUUUGAACGGCGAUGGGACGGGCAGAGGAACGCACCUUUCACUGUUCUUUGUUGUCAUGAGGGGAAAGUGCGACGCUCUGCUCAAAUGGCCAUUCAGUCAGAAGGUGACUCUAAUGCUCUUGGAUCAGAACAACAGGGAGCACAUCAUCGAUGCUUUCCGCCCCGAUGUCACCUCCACCUCCUUUCAGCGUCCGAUCAGUGAGAUGAACAUCGCCAGUGGCUGCCCGCUCUUCUGUCCACUGGCUAAACUAGCUGGCAAGAGCCCCUAUCUGAGAGAUGAUACUAUUUUCAUCAAAGCCAUUGUAGACCUCACAGGCUUGUAACUGGGGAAGCUGUGGAAGCUACACCAAAGCAUUUAUAAAACCAAACAAAGAAUUAUUCAUAAUAAUAAUAAUAAUAUAUGUAUAUGAUAUUAUGGUAAUAUCUAUGAUAAUAUAUGAUAUACUAUGUGGCUAUGAUAUUACACAAUAUCAUAUCUACACUAUACAUGUAAUAAUGUGUCACAUUAUGACGGAUGUACAAGGGUGUGUAAAAUAACAAUCACGGUAGUGGAUCUGUAAUGGUUAUAGGCAUCUAUCUUUAGUGAAGCAAUUACACUGAUUUACCUGUGCUUUAUAGAAGUUAAUAAGCAAUUGUUGUUAAUGUCUUGUAUAUUUAAGACUUUUGGCAGUACUUAGAUCACAUAAAAAGUUAGUAUUUCGGUAUGAAGCUGGCGUUAAAACAGUAGUUUUGAGUUUUAGUAACAUUAAGAGCAGCUGAGUUAAAAAUCUCCUUGAUGACAAAAGAGGUCUGUAAUCAGCUGUCAUCUUAAUGUGACCUUGUCAGCUUAUAACUAACCCUAAAGGCUUAUAACUAUUUGUAUCAAAUACCUUGUUUGUAGUAUAUAUAUUUUAUAUUAAUUAGAAUACACCUAAGAAGUUACCUUGGGCUUUUUCUUUAUUAUUUUAUGACAUUUUAUAGACCAAUAAUCGAUUAUACAAUAAAAUAAUCAUCAUAUUAAUCAAUAGCUCUACUAGAGAAUAACACUUUUAAACCAUAUAACACCUAGCCAUUUGAUUCAUUUUGGUGAUAUAGCUAGCAGCAUAAACUGCAUAAACACAGCUAAGAUGAGGUUAUAGUACAGAAUGAUCUUUUUGAACUAUGAUAUAUCUACACGAAUCAGCGUCACAAAUGGGCUUGGGUGAAAAAUAUCCAGAGAACCAGAUUACCCUUAUACUGUAUCUGAUGAUUUCCUAAAUAUGAAACUCUCAUCUUACAUGUGAAUAUGACAACUUUCCCCUGUGGGCCACCAAAAGGCUCUAUGAUACUUUCCCAUGCGUUCCACUGAGGUGAUGUCUCACAACCCACUUCAUGGGCCGCUUUCAGUAACUGAAAAUAUACCUGUUGCAAAACCAUAAACCACUGUGUCACACUGGCUGUUUGUUAUUGGUGUAUUUUGUUUGUUCCUGUUGUGCUGUUGUCAUGAAUGUGGACAUGAUGUACUGUUCAACGUGCCCCAAAACAUUAUUUAUAAAAAUCUAUAAAGGGGAACUCCUCUGUGAAAACAGCUGUGUAAGGUUUUCUGUGCUUCAGGAGGGAGUUUCAUAAGUUCUGAUUAAAACGCAGUUUCUUGUGUCUUGGAGACAGCGGUGUACUCAGGCUGUCUGAGGAGCAGGGGCGAAAAAAAUAAAAAGGGCACCAGCUGCAUGCUGUGGGGCACCAGAAUGCAGAAAGUUUUCUAGCAUGAGGGCAGCCUAUAUGGCAUUGCAUCACAUUUUGUCCAUUUAAAGGCACCCAUUGGUGCAUUGCAUCUCGUUUUCUCUACUAAAAGGGCACUUUAUCAUGGAGUUUAAAUAUGUGGGCAGUUGCCAGACAGGGAGAGUCUAAUGAAAAGACGCUAUUGGUUGCAUUAUGGGAAAUGUAGGAUUCAAUGUUUUGCGAUUUUUACUCAUACUAGAGACGACAAUUCAGGAUGAUUUCUUUUUUUAAAUCUGUCUCUUGCAAGUCCUCCAGCUUUAUGGAAAUAAAAUACUAAAUUGCUGUAGUAAAGUGUCAGUUGCAUGUUAUAACAAGUAAAAACACAACAAGUCGAUUCAAAGCACUACUGCUGUCAGUUGUUAAUAUCCUACCUCAGAUUCACAGAUUGCUUGAAAA
Molecule: messenger RNA, 3601 nt
Organism: Sander lucioperca (pikeperch)
Lineage: Eukaryota; Metazoa; Chordata; Actinopteri; Perciformes; Percidae
Gene: traf2b
Product: Tnf receptor-associated factor 2b
Exons: 11
Coding region: 229-1791 (520 amino acids)
Biological process (GO): positive regulation of JNK cascade; positive regulation of canonical NF-kappaB signal transduction; regulation of apoptotic process
Cellular component (GO): cytoplasmic side of plasma membrane; plasma membrane signaling receptor complex
Molecular function (GO): tumor necrosis factor receptor binding; zinc ion binding; ubiquitin protein ligase binding
Source: RefSeq, a predicted model, not a curated record